Messenger RNA from Lutra lutra (Eurasian river otter), 2931 nucleotides. It is a transcript of the gene TESMIN, whose product is annotated as testis expressed metallothionein like protein. Gene Ontology annotation, biological process: regulation of DNA-templated transcription. The coding region runs from base 108 to 1826 and encodes 572 amino acids. The transcript has 11 exons. NCBI's taxonomy places the organism in Eukaryota, Metazoa, Chordata, Mammalia, Carnivora, Mustelidae. Gene Ontology annotation, cellular component: nucleus. The record is from RefSeq and is a predicted model, not a curated record.
GGUCUUCGCUCCCGCAGCCGCGGAGGCCCCAGGUGCUCGGCUCUGGGCCGGAAUCCGCGUGGCGAGGGGUGCGUGGCGAUGCCCGACCCGAGGCCCCCUCAGUGGACAUGGAAGAGGUCCCUCUGCUCGGAGGGAUGUCCGGCCCGGAGGAGGAGAUCGUGACCGACCUUUUCAGUGCAGAGAGUCCGUUCGUUUCGGAGAACCUUACCCUGAAAACCCCGGUGGUGGUGAAGCACGAGGAGGACGAGUUCCACGUGUUUAAAGACGCGUAUCUGAGCUCCGCGGAGCCCAAGGAGCCCCUCCUGCACGCGUUCAACCCCCCGCUUCACGUGGACUGUGACAGCCAAGUGAAAGUGGAACUCGCGGUGGACGGCAACGACGACGAGGAGAUGCUCCCGGAGUACCCGAGUCUCCCCGAGCUCAGCCCCCUGGAGGACGCCGCGCUGCCGGUGGUGGCCCCGCAGCCGCAGGCCUACAACGUGCACUUCCUGUCCUCCCUGCUGGCCCCGCACCGGAGUCCUGCUGUCGUGCCCCUGGGCGCCUGGGCCAGGGAAGGAGGUGCCCACCCGGGGGUCCGGGUGAUUCCAGUAAGAUCCAUGUGGGAGACAGGCGCCGGACCUCGGUCACCCGGUCCGGAACAGAGAAGUGAGACCGCUGGCCCGGGCCAAGAUUUCCCUCACAAGCCUUUUCCCGGGGUGGAAAUAAAGGAAGCAGGUGGUACAAUUAUAAGUAACAAUCCUGAGGAAGCAACUUUUCAGAACCCUCUUGGUCCAGAAUCCUGUUGCAAGUUCCCCUCGUCGCAAGAAGCCGAGGACGCCUCUGGCUGCUCUCACAAGAAAGACUCUAACCCAAUGGUGAUAUGCCAGUUGAAAGGGGGUACACAAAUGCUGUGUAUAGACAAUUCUGGCCCAAGAGAACUAAAAGCUCUUCAUUUGGUUCCUCAGUAUCAAGACCAAAAUAAUUAUCUACAGUCAGAUGUCCCUAAACCAAUGACUACUUUAGUAGGAAGAUUUUUGCCAGUACCAGCAAAAUUAAAUCUCAUUACACAACAACUUGAAAACGGAGGCUUACCAUCCCUAGUCAACGGGUCUGCUUUCCCUUCGGGAUCUGCUCUCCCAGGACCACCAAAGCUCACCUUGGCUGGAGUAACUCUUAGUUCAUGGGACACAAAGUCUAAAAAGCCAUGUAACUGUACCAAAUCCCAGUGUCUGAAAUUGUACUGCGACUGCUUCGCCAGCGGGGACUUCUGCAACAACUGCAACUGUAACAAUUGUUGCAACAACCUACGUCACGAAAUCCAGCGGUUCAAGGCCAUUAAGGCAUGUCUUGAUAGGAAUCCAGAAGCUUUCCAACCAAAAAUCGGGAAAGGGAGGUUGGGAGACGUGAAGCCUCGGCACAACAAGGGCUGUAACUGCCGGCGCUCCGGCUGCCUCAAGAACUACUGUGAGUGCUACGAGGCCAAAAUUAUGUGUUCUUCUAUUUGCAAAUGCAUUGGUUGCAAAAAUUAUGAAGAAAGCCCAGAACGGAAAACCCUAAUGAACACGCCAAACUAUAUGGAAAUUGGAGGGUCUGAAGGCAGCCAUCAGUUGUCACCAACUAAAUUCUCAGGACCACCAAAAUUCAGACAAGAUAGGCGCCCGCCCUCGUGCAUCUCCUGGGAGGUGGUGGAGGCCGCGUGCGCCUGCCUGCUGGCCCAGGGCGAAGAGGCGGAGAAGGCGCGCUGCCCCGACGGCCUGGCAGAGCAGAUGAUCCUGGAGGAGUUCGGGAGGUGCCUGUCGCAGAUUCUCCGCAUCGAGUUCAAGUCCAAAGGCCUGAAGCUUGAGUAGUUAGUGUGAUGACUGCGGGAUGCGCGUAGGUCUUGUUUCAACGUUCUGAGGGAAACGGACGCGUAGUUUAGAAAGGUUGUUGGAGGGACACGAGGCCAGGCCUGGUCAGCGGCCGUGUCACUAAGGUCAGGCUUUCCCUCUGCAUCCGGGGGCCCGGGGGAUCUACUCAGAGUUCUCGGUGAGGGUCUCGGUGAGGGUCUCAGUGAUCACAGACCCCUUUUUGGAGGAAGUGCGGGACGCAGCUCACGGUGGCCGUCUGGCCCCGGGGACAGAGUGGCUCCUGGCGACUCUGGGAGCACGUCCGCACUGCCGGUGCCGGCAGCCUCUGGGGAAGCAAUGGCCCAUCCCCUUGCCUUCACCCUGUCUUGGAAAUUUUCCUCUGAAGGCUUCUCCACCUAAAAAGCUGUAGUGAUUUUUCACUAAAAGUAUUUUGAAAUUAAUUCUCCAGAUGGGCUGCUAAGAUACAACUUAAAAUCUCCAAAAAAGUACAGAAAACCUUGAGGAAUUCCCAAGUGCGGACGUUUUCCCAGAGUCACACGAAUUCUCCACUCCCGUCCGGCCACCCUGAAACGCAGGCAGCGGGCUCAUGCUCGUGACUGCAAAUGAUCUAGGUUCUAAUGUGUUUUCAUUUGAGUGUGGGAAAGCUCUAUUGUCCAAUUAAUUUCUCCCUAAUUACUGUUCUAAUAUUAUUAUUGUUUGUUAAAAUAUGGUUAAAAUAACUAGUUUGCAGAAACCAGCAGGUAAGAUUAGUUAUUACGUUGACUCUCUUUUGGUUCUAUUGAAAAAGCAAAGAGGAUUAAAAACUUCAAAUGUCUUCCAUUGUUGUAAUUAACUUAGUAGCUGAAACGUAUUGGUCACGUUUCUGUGUUUAUGAAUAGCCGCGGCCCCUUUGAGCCCGUUUAGAAAGCUCGCUCAUGAGCACAGCGUGGUCAGCACGGAGCCCUGCGGCCGCUCGCGUUUCCUAAGCUGUACUUGGAACAGCAAAUUCUGACAGGGAACCACGGAGGGGAAGAAAAACACUUAAUUCUUCACCAUUUCAACCCCCUUUGGCUCCUUUGGAUUGAGAUUCUUGGCGGCAAGCCAGAGGCAGAACCCCGCACUGGAU